This is a messenger RNA of Delphinapterus leucas (beluga whale), 1781 nucleotides long. The record is from RefSeq and is a predicted model, not a curated record. Lineage: Eukaryota; Metazoa; Chordata; Mammalia; Artiodactyla; Monodontidae.
CCCAGCCUUUGUAGCUAACCCUAAGAGGGAAGCCGCAAACCACUAGCCUCUUCUGAAAAAGAGACUAAAUUUAGGGCCCUUCGUCUGCAGACCCAUUGGCGGACUGUGUCUUGGGAACCCUCUUGGCCUCUGGAAGAGAAAAGAACGGGGGCCAGUUUUCCGCACCAAAAGGAACGGCCCGUCUGGGCUUCAUCCCGUCUGUGUAUUUCCUAGGCCCCAAACGAUAGAGCCAUAUGGCUUCCGCAGUCUGGGGGAGUGCUCCCUUGUGGGGCCCACCGCCCCCAGCCCCAGCCCGGCCGCUCACGGACAUCGACUUCUGCUCUGGGGCGCAGCUGCAAGAACUAACCCAGCUGAUCCAGGAGCUGGGUGUGCAGGCGAGCUGGAGUGAAGGUCCCAAGCCAGGACCAGAUCUCCUCCAGGCCAAGGACUUUGUUUUCUCUUUGCUUGGUCUCGUUCACCGCCGGGACCCUCGCUUUCCUCCUCAGGCAGAGCUCUUGCUGCUUCGUGGCGGGAUUCGCGAGGGCUCCCUGGAUCUGGGGCCUGCGCCUCUAGGUCCCUACGCUCGGGGACCUCACUACGACGCCGGCUUCACACUGCUGGUGCCCGUGCUUUCGCUAGAUGGCACUGGGCAGGAGCUGCAACUGGACGUGGGAUCCUGUUACGCAUGGCUCUUCCUCCCAGAGCAGGUACGCGGAACCUCGGUCCGGGAGGCAUGGCAGGAUUGCCUAGGACCCCCAGUCCCAGGAGGACGUGAUUCGAUCCACCCAGCCCAAAGCAAAGAAACUCCCAAGGAUCCGCAAAUCUCCGUGGACCAGCUACACGUCACUGAGCCUGAGGCACACGAGUCUUUGGAAAACUCACCUAGUAAUGUUUCAGUGCCAGAGCUGCCUCAACAAGACGUAACCGAUGUUGACUUUCCCUCACCACUGAAAAAAACGAAUGGUGACGUCACCAAAGCAGCCGAAGUUAGCCCAGUGCCACAGCCGUCGGAGGCUCCGGAGGCAUGGCCCACAUUGUGCCCCGCCCAGGUGGCUGCCUGGUUCUUUGCUUCACUGGCUGCAGUCGCUGAGUCCCUGUUUCCGGUCCCGGGUGCCCCGCGCUUGGUCCACGCAGCCCGCCACGCGGGGGUCACCACCAUCCUUGUGGCUACGCCCGGACCCCCGCGCCGCCUCUUGCUUUUCGACUUGAUCCCCGUGGUGUCCGUGGCCGGCUGGCCCCAGGGGGCUCGGAGCCACUCGUGGGCCGGCCCGCUGGCCUCGGAGUCGUCUUCCUUCUACCUGGUGCCCGGCGGCGGCGGCACAGAGCGGCCGGACGCCUCCGGCUGGCAGCUCUGCUUCGCCCGCCAAGAGCUGGCGCUCAAGACGCGCAUACCCGUUCCCCUGCUGCAAGCGCACGCGGCGGCCCAGGCGCUGCUGCGCCCGCUGGUGGCCGGGACUGGGGUCGCGGCGCCCUACCUCCUGCGGACGUUGCUCUACUGGGCGUGCGAGCGGCUGCCCGCGCUCUAUCUGGCGAGACCCGAGAAUGCGGGCGCCUGCUGCCUCGGGCUGCUGGAUGAGCUGGGCCGGGUGCUCGAGGCCGGGACGCUGCCCCACUAUUUUCUGAGUGGCCAAAAGCUCCGUGCGGGGGACGGCGCCGCUUCGCUGCUCGGGGCGUUGGCUCUGCUUCGCAGGGACCCUGCCCGCGCCCUGCGCGCCGCUGUGGAAGAGGCCAAGGCUGCACGCAAGGGGGGCGGCUUAGCCGGCGUGGGAGGCGGGGCCCAUUAAAGACGCUGUUCCUACUAA